CAACACCACCACCACCUGUAAUCGAAGAAUCGACAGAAACAUUAGAUGUUAACGAACCAAUUAAUAUUGAUAAUCAUGAAAAAAAUAAUUCAGUUGUUGAUCGUGCUUAUCAUUUUGUUAGAAAUAUGUUUCAACUAUCUGAUGAUAUACUCGAAGAUAAUUAUACACAGGAAGAUGAUUCAAUUCUUUCUUCAACAAAUGAUGAACAACAACAUCAUCAAUCACGAAAAUUACUCUCUGUUAAUGAUGCAACAUUAUUUGUUAAUUCUAAUGGUAUAAAUGAUUAUAAUUUUAAUCUUUAUUUAAAUGAAUUAAAUGAUAAAGAAUCUAUUGUAUCAUUCAAUGAUUUAUCAUUGUUAUCAAUGAGUAUAUCAAAACGAAAAUUAUUAUCUGUUAAAAAAUCUAAACGUACAACACCACCAGAAACAACUGAUAUAAAAACUAAAAAACCACAUUCUAUUAUAAAUAAACCAAAAGUUGGUUGGGCUUAUCGUUAUCGUAUAUCACGUUAUUUAGCUGAUCAACAAAUGAAACGUACUGGUCAUAGUAAAAAAACCGAUGGAGGAGGAAAACUUCAUACACAAUCAAUUAAUAAAAAGAAGACAAGUUCUUCAUCAACUCAUACAAAACCUUCUAAACGUAAACUUCUUGAAUUCGAUAUUGAUGAUGUAUCAAAUUGGAAUGAUAAUAAUAAUCAGAAUGAUAUUUCUAAUCAAGAUAUUGUCAAUUCUGUAUCUAUUACAGAAGAAUUUGUUCCUAAACGUCAAUUAUUGGCUUCAAAAAAAAUUGUUAAUAAUAAAGAAGACACUGAUGAUGAUGAUGAUGAUAAUGACGACGAUAUUGAUACAGUAAAUAAACGUCGUCGAAUGAAAUCUUAUGAACAAAUAACUGAUCCAGUCGAAAUUGUUCGUUCAUAUGAUCGUGGUUUAUUUAAACCUCGUGUUGGUUGGCAAUUUCGUUAUCGUGUAUCACGUUAUAUUGAUGCUUUACGUGAAAAUAUUCGUGAAGAUCAAGCACGUUUAAAAUUAGGCUUAGAAGCAAUUAAACGUAAAACACCACAAGAAUUAAGUGGUAGACGUAAACGUGUUCUAGAUAAACCAUUUGUAUCUGAACAACAAGAAACACCACCUCCUGUCGAAGAAAAUAAACCUAAUGUUGGUUGGCGUUAUCGAUAUCGUAUAAGUAAAAUGCUUGAAGCUAAAAAACGUGGUGAUUACGUCGAUGAUGAAGAAGAAAAACGUAAAACACGUCUUGAACAGAAACGUAAACAACAAGGUCUUGUUAAACCUACGGAUGAAGAUGAUGAAUGCAUUGAAUGGGAAUAUGAUAGUCUUGAUCCAGAAUUACGUAAAAUAAAGGAAGAAGGUCGACGUGUUGGAUGGGCAUAUCGAUAUCGUAUUCGUCGUAAACUUGAUGAAUUAAAAAAACAACAAGCAGAAACUGGAAUUCCAUUUCAUUUGGAAACACUUUCUACUAAACAAGAGAAAAAAACAAUAACAACGCCAACAAGUUCAAAAGAUGUAUCGGGUGAAACUCCAGUUGAAAUUCCUAAAAAACAUGUUGGAUGGCAAUAUCGUUAUCGUGUUUCGAAGAUGCAAGAAGCACAAAAAUAUGAAGCAGCUGAAGCUGUAAAAAAACCACCAAAGAAAACAGAUGAUCAUAUACCAAUACAUGAAAGACUUGAUCCUGCAUUAGCACGAUUAACACCAGAAGAACGAAUUGUUGGAUGGAAAUAUCGUUAUCGUAUUCGACGUAAACUUGAUGCAAUAAAAAAUGCUACUCGUGAAAGUUCAGCUGGUAAACGUAGUAAAAAAACUAAACAAUUAUCGGAAUCAAAAAAAUCAUCAAAAGCUAAAGAAAAAGAACAAAUUAUUAAAAAAGUUGAAGAAUCUAUUGAAAAAAUUCUUAAUAUUGACGAUAUUGAUGAAACACCAUUUAUGGAAUAUUUUCGUCGUGCAUCAAGUUAUAUUUUAUUUGGUCUUCUACCAACUGGACGAAAAUCUAUAUGUCUUUUACCAUUACCUUUUACAUUUUCAUUUUGUAAUGAUGAUGAUAAUGAAGAUAUUAAAGGUAAACCAAUAACAACAACAACAACAACAACAAC
Messenger RNA from Rotaria sordida, 2104 nucleotides. The record is from the annotation of a GenBank genome assembly. NCBI's taxonomy places the organism in Eukaryota, Metazoa, Rotifera, Eurotatoria, Philodinida, Philodinidae.